AUGUUCAAAACUUUAGGCUCGUGCUAUGUGGUUCAAGUAAAUCACGUCCAGGAAUUCUCGUUGCUUAAUUUCUUGUGUCACCGUGCACGCCGCCCCUUAAGCAGGCGGGCUGCCCAAAAGUACGCAACGGGAGCUUCUCGCGAAGCCAGCUGGAAUACUUCCUGUACUAACGCGGUUCUCUCCGAUGUUCCCGCGAAACUUGUUGACCGCGCCCCUUCCGUAGCUCUCGCCUAUACAUAUCUUGGCGAUGCCGUGUGGGAAUUGUAUGCAAGACGGCACAUGAUCCUUCAACGCGCGACUGUAGCUUCUCUACCAUAUUCUACUAAUGUCGUCCUUCGUCCUCAAGAGGCAACAAAACAGGGGUGGUCUUCAUCUAUUGCUAUGUGCGGUCAUUUGAGGCGUCUUCUAAAUGGCACGAUGAUCACAGAUGAUGAACUGACUAUCUUGGAGUGGGGUAGAGAUUACGGACAUGAAUGUCGUUCGCGUCAUAAUAAAGUUCAACACAAGGAAGCUUCAGCCCUUGAAGCCCUCAUUGCUUACUGGUAUUUAUUCGACCAGAACCGCCUGCACUCCGUGUUGUUGCAUCUGGGGAUGAGCUUCCAUCAGCAGCCUCUGCACGAGAUGUUCGAUGGGCAGGUCGAAUCAACGAUUUUUGCGACGUUAAAAACCUCAAAUGCACGGCCUCCCACUAAAAGUGAGUAUGCUGCUGUGAAAGGGAGCGUCGGUGCUGGGCAAAGGGAGCGGUUAGGCCAUCUUGUAAAGCGAAUGAUCUUGCUCGAGACACGAGUUUCAGAGCUCGAAAAAUGA
Molecule: messenger RNA, 807 nt
Organism: Micromonas commoda
Lineage: Eukaryota; Viridiplantae; Chlorophyta; Mamiellophyceae; Mamiellales; Mamiellaceae
Gene: RN3.2
Product: ribonuclease III domain-containing protein
Exons: 1
Coding region: 1-807 (268 amino acids)
Biological process (GO): RNA processing
Molecular function (GO): ribonuclease III activity
Source: RefSeq, a predicted model, not a curated record